AUGUCAGAUCAGGCUCGUCAGGCCGUGACCGCCCUGGAGCAGCAGCGUGCCCCGGUCGACGAAGAGCUCCGUGCGGCCCGUGCGUCGCUUUCUCAGAGCCGCACGGAGACUGAGGCGGCCCAGAACCUGAACGUCCCGCUGCAGGACGACCUUCGGCGCGCCAACGCGCUCUUGGUGGCCCACGCCGAGGAGCUCCGCCGCGGCGCGACGCGUAUCCACGAGCUGGAGGAGUCGGUGGCAACAGCCACGACUCUCCGUGUGGCCGCCGAGUCCGAGAUGGCGCGGGCUCAAGCUGACAAACUUUGCGCCACGUUUCGCGCGGUGCAAUAUCGGGCUGGGUGGCUGUCCAUGCGGCGGUCGUCUCAGCAGCGUCGAGAAGCAGUCGGCGCCCAGACCCAUCGUCUCAGCGCUCGCGUCGUCGAGCUGGAGGAGGAGCGCGACUUGGCCGUCCGAGAGCGCGACGAACGCGCUGUGGUUUGGCGUCGGAUGCUUCGAGACGCGCGUCGGGGCCGAGAGCUGGCGCGGCUGGUGCGCGACGAGCUUGCCGAUCGCCUCGCCGGUGUCGUAACGCGUGUAGGCGGGCAGAUCGACACCGCUGACCUGGUCAGGCGACUCGAAGCCACCUUCACGGCGGAGAUCGACGGUGCGGUCCCCCUCCCCACUGCUAUUCCUACGUCCGCAGCAGUUCCUGUGGCAUCCGCGGUUCCUGUUCCUGCUCCAACUGCGUCGAGCUCUGGUGCCCGGGCGGGCUCGUCGGCUUCGAAGGCGGGCUCGACGACUGGCGCUUCCCCUCCAGCAGGUCCUUCGGGAUCCCGUCCCGUUCCGACUUCGUCCGCUGCCUCGUCCUCGCCGUCAGGUGUGGCGUCCGCUACGUCGUCCGGUUCUUCGCCCCUUCGACGUAGUCGGCGGCCCUCUACCGUGGCCGACACUGUGGCUUCCGACAACGCCGCUGCGCAGGCCUCAUCUGCCGCUACGCCCUCUGCGGCCGCUGCAGCUGCAGCGCGCGCACGAGAGGACGCGUCGCUCUUCGGUUCCGAGUCUUCGGACAGCGAGGACCAAGCGCGGCGAGCUCAGCCCAAGCUCACGUUCCCGGACACCCCCGCGCUCCCGUUCUGCUUCGCGUUCGCGUUCGCGCUCGGCCCCUCGUUCGCGUUCGCACUCGUCCCCACGCUCGCGCUCGCGUUCUCGCUCGCCCUCCUUGGCGUCGACACACUCGGCCGGCUCAGCGCGUUCGGCGCACUCGGCGGGGUCGGCGCAUUCGGCGGGGUCGGCGGCCUCGUGUCACUCUUCUCCUGCACGGACGACGCACUCCUCGCCGAGGGGCCUGGAGACGACUCGUCCGCUUCCUCGUCGUCCCGCGCCUCAUCCUCGAGCACCACCUCCAGCGGCUCGGCGGGGAGUGCUCCGGCGGCGCCCUUCUUCGACCCUGUGAUUCCGCCUGCCGGAACUCCGUCUGGCUGGCGGCAGCCUCGCUACGCUCCUUGGUCCAAGCGGGUACGACGUCUCCGCCUUCAUCUCAUCACCGUGCAGGAGUUGCGAACGCUCUUCCUGCCGCCGCCCGGCUGGAUCAUUCCGCGCCGUGUUCCCCCCGCGCCUGCGAACUGGAACCGCGCCCUCGUGACUCUGGCCAACGUCGACGCGCAUUACGCGACUCGGCCGUGGCGCUACCUCGCUCAAGCCGCUGAGGCGCUUCUCUUCGCGUCCGGCGACGCGGCGUUCCGCCCAUUCCUACGUCGGCUCCGGCACCACAUCGAGCACUGGGCUCAGGCGUACUGGGAGGCCACCCAUGAGCUCUUCGUGCAGGACGCGGCGUGGAAAAGGUGGCGCACGGCUCGCAACUCGCGUCGCUCCCACGCGGGCAACCACCUCAACAGCCUGUUGCAGCUGGUGGUCGGGCUGUUCCAGCAAGAGCUCGCAGACAUGGACCUCUUGCUGGAUCCAAUGGUGCUUCACUUUCCGCCCGCGCACACGUCGAUCGGACGGUGGUAUCCAGGCCUCCAGCACGCGACGUUGCAAGCCGCGCUCGACGACAUCGACGCGCAGGAGCCCUGGCGUCGGUUCUAUCGGACGCCGCUCACUGUGGCCGAGAUGGACGCCAACGUACGCUGCCGAGUGACACGCGAUCACCCCGCCUUCCAUGUGCCGCGUCUUGCCGGUAAGUUCGUCCAGCAGGUUUGA
This is a messenger RNA of Phytophthora sojae, 2178 nucleotides long. RefSeq lists its product as hypothetical. Bases 1 to 2178 code for a protein of 725 amino acids. The record is from RefSeq and is a predicted model, not a curated record. Lineage: Eukaryota; Oomycota; Peronosporomycetes; Peronosporales; Peronosporaceae. The transcript is spliced from 5 exons.